This is a messenger RNA of Nelumbo nucifera (sacred lotus), 1226 nucleotides long. RefSeq names its product Tat-binding protein 1(Tbp-1)-interacting protein (TBPIP) (gene AHP2). Gene Ontology annotation, biological process: meiotic strand invasion involved in reciprocal meiotic recombination; homologous chromosome pairing at meiosis; meiotic joint molecule formation. The record is from RefSeq and is a predicted model, not a curated record. Gene Ontology annotation, cellular component: condensed nuclear chromosome; DNA recombinase auxiliary factor complex. Gene Ontology annotation, molecular function: double-stranded DNA binding; recombinase activator activity. NCBI's taxonomy places the organism in Eukaryota, Viridiplantae, Streptophyta, Magnoliopsida, Proteales, Nelumbonaceae.
CCAAUUUUAAUUUAUUUUCCUGCAACUGCGAUCUUUUAUUUAUUUUCCUGAAAGUCGAUUCCUUCGGACAACGAUGCAGUUGCAUUACGUUUCUGAAUCUCAUUUAUUAAUUUCUGCUCCAAUUCAUUUUUGAAUCUCUCUUGAUUACUCAGUGAAGCCUUCUAUGCAAAACAGACCACUAAAUUCUCAAAAUGUUGCUGAUGCUUUACAAAAGUACAAUCUUAAAAAGACAGCUGUUCAAAAAGCAUUGGAUUCUCUCUCUGAAAGUGGUCGAAUUUCAUUCAAAGAAUAUGGCAAGCAGAAGGUAUACCUUGCUCGGCAAGAUCAGUUUGACAUUCCCAACAGUGAGGAGCUUGAUCGAAUGAAAAAAGAAAAUGCCAAACUGCAACAAGAUUUGGAAGAUCGAAAGAAAGCAGUUAGUGAGGUUGAAGCAGAAAUUAGAGCCUUGCAGUCAAAUUUAACACUUGAACAAAUACGUGCCAAAGAAGCUAAACUAAGAGCUGAAGUUGAGGAAAUGGAGAGAAAACUGAAGAAAUUGCGAGAAGGUGUCACUUUGGUGAGACCAGAAGAAAGGAAGAUGGUUGAGGAGAUUUAUUUGGAGAAAAUCAGCCAAUGGAGAAAGCGUAAAAGGAUGUUCAAAGAUCUAUGGGAUGCAAUUACUGAGAACUCUCCCAAGGACCUUAAAGAAUUCAAGGAGGAACUUGGAAUUGAAUAUGAUGAAGAUGUUGGAGUGAGUUUCCAAUCAUUAUGUGAUUUAGUGCAACAGGGUAAGAAGCGUGGUAGAGGCCAAUGAUUUUCAUCUGCUAUGCUAUAUUACUCCAUCAAGGGAUUCAAGUGUAUAGGUUUCCUAGUGUACCCAAGUAUCUGCUUCAGCUCCAUGUAUAUUUUGCAUGGCUUGAAUAGCUCUAGGGUUCUCCAUCCUGAAUCCCUGUCUCUGUUAAUUACUUAGUUCAUAAUCUUCAAAACAUAGCAGUGCUGAAGGGUAGGGUAGAACUAGAUUCUAGAAUGUUGAGGCAUACCUCAAGGCCAUAAUACAUGCUUUUUGGGGUUCAGAAGAGGGGGAAAAAAUUUACAGACCAGUAUCAUGUAUCCAUUCUCCAAACUAUCCUUAUAUUAAGCCCCGCUCUACAAUCAUAAAGAAUUAUAUUUGUAUUGGUGAUUAAUGGUUUAAUUGAGACUUUCCAAUGUUAACCUGCUUUGUAUGGACCAAAGCUUGGAAUUAACAA